CCCACGGCUCGCGGCCUCCGGCGGCCCACAGUGGAAGUCGGAGCGCCCCGGAGUCGGAAUCUCGACCCUGGGCUUCCCUGCCCGCUAAGGCGGCGUUUCCGAUCCCGGGCGCAUCCCCUGCUGGGGCUCUGGGCUGUGCUCCUGUCCCAGUCCCUGCGGUGGCCUGGGCUCCAGAGGCCUCAGUCGAGAUGCCGCGCCAGUUCCCCAAGCUGAGCAUCUCCGAGGUGGACGAGCAAGUCUGGCUCCUGGCCGAGAAGGUGUUCGCUAAAGUGCUCCGAGAAGAGGACAGCAACGCUGCCCUGUCCCUCUUCUCCGUGCCUGAGGACUGCCCCAUCGGGCAGAAGGAGGCCAAGGAGAGGGAGCUGCAGAAGGAGCUGGCGGAGCAGAAGUCUGUGGAGACUGCGGAAAGAAAGAAAAGUUUUAAGAUGAUUCGGUCCCUCCUGUCUCUGCAAAUGCCAACGCAGCAAGAUUGGAAGGGACCCCCGACAGCCUGCCCAGCCACGUCUGCGGCGGCUCCUGUGCUCCCCGGAGCCCCUCCCUGGCCCGCACCCGUGCCCUAUGCCAUGCCCGAGUUCCAGCGGGUCACCAUCAGCGGAGACUACUGUGCUGGGGUAAGGCAUCUCUGCGGGGGCUGUGUGAGUGUUGUGUGUGCCUUGUGCCAAAGCUGGGGUCCCGUGGGGUCAUGCCCAGCCCGGAAGCCUGGCCUGGUCUGUGGGUGUCUGGGAGGUGGCAGGCAGGAGGCACAGGAGUCUGGAGAGAAGGAGGGUUCUAGGCGAGGUAGCGGGUGUGUGUCUAGGGCGCUGCUCUCCCUGUGAGGAGGGCCUAGGGCUGCAGGUUGGUACACCGUGUGGCCCGUAGGUUCCAUAUGUGCUCUGGGCCCAGAAACACUGCUCUCUGUCCCUGUAGCCCAUUGGGGACGGUUUCAGCUUGCGCUCUUUAGUGUUCCCAGAUGUUGAAUGGAUUAAGUCCUGGUGUUGAUUGGUUUGUGUGAAAUCAGUUAUUGCUGAUUCAGCUCCUCUUCUGUGCUUGGACUCAUGUCCUUAAAUACAGGCUAGACCAGCCAAGCAGGACGAGCAGGUCUUGACAAGAAAGUGAACAAGCUUGGUUUGCACCAAGUCGGUUAACUCAGUCACUGAAAAUGUGCUACUUUCACCUGGUUGGAUGAUGCAUUUUUAUUGCUUGUUUCUUGAAGAGAAAUAUCACUUAGUGCCAGGUUUGGUUCCAUCUCCCUGGCCCUCAACCUACUACCCGUGCCUCAGUUGGCCUUGUUAUUCUGUCUCUCUUCUUUUUUAACAGUAGUUUUAGAAUAUAUAGUGUAUCUGAGAAAGCAAAGUGACUUAUUACUCUUCUAUACAUUUUCUUCUAGCUUAAAAAAAUUUAUUUUUUGAGCAAUAGAAAAUCCUUGCA
Messenger RNA from Physeter macrocephalus (sperm whale), 1407 nucleotides. It is a transcript of the gene AMPD3, whose product is annotated as adenosine monophosphate deaminase 3. NCBI's taxonomy places the organism in Eukaryota, Metazoa, Chordata, Mammalia, Artiodactyla, Physeteridae. The record is from RefSeq and is a predicted model, not a curated record.